AUGUCUGCUGUUAAUGUGCUUCUCUCAGAGGACAGCCUGUUGUGUGGGAUAUGUUUGGAAAUGUUCAAGGAUCCUGUAACAAUCCCAUGUGGUCACAGUUUCUGUCUGAAAUGUAUUCAGAGUUACUGGGAUCAAGAUAUGAAUGGUGGAGGCCACUGCUGUCCUCAAUGUCAAGAGGGAUUCACUCCCAGACCUCAGCUUUUCAGAAGCCAUGUCCUAUGUAGAGUGGUUGAGGACUUUGCUUCAUCCAAGGGGAGUUUUUCUGAAGACCCUGUUGCUGGCCCAGAUGACGUAGUCUGCGAUUUCUGCACCCACACCAAGCUACAGGCAGAACAGUCCUGUCUGGUGUGCCUGGCCUCUUUUUGCAGAUUCCACCUGAAGCCUCACCAGGAGAAUGAAGUUUUCCAACACCACAUCCUGACCCAUCCUGUCAAGAAGCUCAGCCAGAGACGGUGCCCAAUCCACGGAAAAGCUCUUGACUUGUUCUGCAGAACAAAUCAGACCUUUAUCUGCUCGGUUUGUACAACUAAGGAACACAAGAACCAUGAAACAGUCACAGUAGAAGAGGAAGGAGCUGACAGAAAGGAAAAGCUUUUCCAAAAAGGACAUGAAGCAGAAGCAAAGAUAAAGAAAACUCUAAUCGAGAUCAGACUUCUGCAGCAAAAUGUAGACUCAAUCAUGAGCUCUUCACUGAAAGUGGGAUGUGAAAUUAGAGGCACAUUCUCUGCAAUGACUGAAGCCAUUGAGGAAGCCACUGAACAAGUGACUGGAUUGGUCGAGAACACAGUGCAAGCAGCACUGAGCCAGGCUGACAGUAUCCGGAGUCAACUGGAACAGAAAUGUGAGGAACUGAGAGAGGAGGAGCAGCAGCUAAAAACCUUGUCAAAGAGCAGUGAUCAUGUGAUGUUGGUGCAGGAAUCUUUAUCUUUGAACUCAUCAUCGCAGACGUGGGAUAUCCCAGUAUUCAACUCCAAUGUUGAAGCCAAGCUCACCUAUGCCAGUAAAGUAGUAACUGACCUCUCAGCCCUGGUUACGGGAUAUCUGAGGGCGGCUGUCAGGCAACUGAAAAGCAACAAAAUAAGGGAUGCUGUGAAUCUGACUUUUGAUCCCAACACAGUGAAUAAUUAUCUCCGUUUAUCAGCUGGAAAUCAGACGGUGACAGAAUGUUAUCCAGAGUCACAGGCCUACCCCAAUCACCCUGAACGCUUUGACAGCUUGUGGCAGGUGUUGUGCAAUGAGAGUCUGGCCUGUGGUAAAUAUUACUGGGAGGUGCAGGGUCAGACUUACACACACAACUUUCUGGCCAAAGUGGGGGUCGUGUAUGGGAGGAUGAAGAGAAAAGGGGCAGAGCGGUCCUGUUGUAUUGGUGAAAAUGCUAUGUCCUGGUGCUUGAAUGUUUACCCAGAUGGAGGAACCUGGCUCCGCUUUUCCACUAGACACAGAAAUAAAGGUAUUAUCCUUCCAGCAACGAGGUGCGAGCGGAUUGGGGUUUACCUGGAUACUGAAGCAGGCACCCUCUCGUUCUAUGCGUUCAGUGACAGAAUAAUCCUUCUGUAUAGAUUCCAAGCUGUGUUCACUGAACCCCUGUAUCCAGCCUUUGGCCUUUACUCCAAUUCCUCCAUCACUAUUCAGCAGUUUGAUCACUAGAUAUUGCUUCCAGCAUCCCUGUUCCGACCUUGCACCUUAUUACCAAGCACCGUCUAAAACUCCUUUCAAAAUGUUUCCUCAGAGAUUAGUCUGAGCAAUUCCUAUGAGGUGGAACCAAGACUGUCAGCAGGGUGAAUCCUUCAUAGAAAAGACAGUUACAGAAAUA
Messenger RNA from Hemiscyllium ocellatum (epaulette shark), 1813 nucleotides. Its product is annotated as tripartite motif-containing protein 16-like. Bases 1 to 1647 code for a protein of 548 amino acids. The record is from RefSeq and is a predicted model, not a curated record. The transcript is spliced from 5 exons. Gene Ontology annotation, molecular function: zinc ion binding; protein binding. NCBI's taxonomy places the organism in Eukaryota, Metazoa, Chordata, Chondrichthyes, Orectolobiformes, Hemiscylliidae.